Messenger RNA from Heterobasidion irregulare TC 32-1, 2254 nucleotides. RefSeq lists its product as uncharacterized. Lineage: Eukaryota; Fungi; Basidiomycota; Agaricomycetes; Russulales; Bondarzewiaceae. The transcript has a single exon. The coding region runs from base 1 to 1899 and encodes 632 amino acids. The record is from RefSeq and is a predicted model, not a curated record.
AUGGACCGCCCGUCCCUCUCCCCGCCUCGUCGCACACACCGCAAGCGCUUCUCCGUCGUCCGCCUCUCCUCAGACACGACCGCCACCCUUCCUGAGUACUCCUCCACCCCCUGGCAGCGCCCCUCUCUCGCCCUCCCCCUCUCCGACGAUCUCCCAUCCGACCGUCCCCCAGACUACCCCGAGAGCGCAGACGAAGCGGACGCCGAGUCCGACGACUCCAUCGCCCCCCGCCUCCCCUCCGCCUCGCCGAUCCGCUCGCGCACGCGGCAGCACUACACGCCCCGCCGGCGCGCGCCCGAGGCCUCCACCUCGGACCUGUACCUCGACUCGCUCCUCGAACGCAGCGUGCACGCGCUCGAGAUGUCCAACACGCUCCUGCAGUCGUCCAUGUCGACGCAGACGAGCCUCUCCGCGCUCCUCUCGUCCGACGACGCGGCCGAUCGGUCGCUCGAGGCGCGCGCGCGCGGCCUGUCGCGGCGCAUGCGCAACAGCGGCAUGCACCGCGAGCACUGGAUAGACGACCUGCACGAGAUCAGCAGGGGCGUCGACGGCCUCGUGGGCGAGGGCGGCGACGGGGGUGACGAGGACGUGGUGAGCAGGAGCCUGCCGACGGCGGGGCCCCGCGUGCGGCUGCGCCACCCCGCCUACCGGUCGUCGACGGACCUGCAUGGGCCAGACAUGGCCAUCGACGAGUCGCAGCUGCGUCUGUCGCAGUGGGAUCGCAGUCGGCUCGUCGCUCGGGCACCGCGGGCGCUGACGCAGUACAUCGAGUCGGGCGCGGAUCCCGACGUGAUCCAGCUGCCCUCGACCCUCGGCCUGCGCGCCUCGGCCUCGGCCCACCCGCACGAUCGUCUCUCCUCUUCGACCUCCGACUUGCCUUCCCCGGCCCACUUUCCGGCGUCGGCGUCCGCACCCACGCUCACCGACCGGGGAUCCGAGCCGUCGACGCCGGCGUACACGAUGCUCUCGUCCUUCCUGUCCCGGCGAUCCUCCGCAGGAUCCUCGUCGCGCUCGCGGUCCGUCAGCACACAGCGUACCGCAUCGGCCGACCUCCGCUCGCCGCACCUCUCGCCCGAGCGCCGCCGCCGCGCGACCACCCACUCGCGUUCCCCCACGCCGAAACGCUCCGCCUCGCCGCCGACCCACGCCCACUUCCCCCGCCCGAUGACGCCGCCCCUCGAGGAGCUCUCCGCCUCGUCCGGCAACUCCUCCGACCCGCACCCGAACCCCGUCCUGUCCCUCCAGGCCCUCCGCAGGAUCCUCGACGAACAGCCCCCGUCCGCGGACCCCAAGGGCAAGGCCCGCGCAGCCCCCGAGCCCCCUCCCCCGAAGAAACGCGCCCCCGCCUUCCUCCCACGCACCCCUGCCCCUAUCGCCGUCGCCAGCACGUCCACCGCGACGGCCAGCAUCUCGCGCCUCUUCACCAAGGCCUCCCACUCGGCCUCCACCCGCGCGCCCUCGCCCCCGCGCGCCUCUGCGCUCAAGGGCAGCACCCCGCGCACCCCGCUCUCGCCCACCGCCCCCGCCGGCCCCUCUGCCGCGACGUCCGCGUCUGCGAGCGGCGCGUCGACCCCAAAACGCAUCUCGUUUGCAGAGCUGCCCGAGUCGUACGCGGGCGCGCGGGGCGGCGCCGGCUCUGGGCGCGGGUUCCACGCCAAGGGCAAGGGCAAGGGCAAGGGCAGCGACACCGCGAAGCGGAAGGGCGCGGAUGGCGACACCAGCGAGGGCGGCGAGGGCGGGUGGUGGGUCGGGUGGCUGUUGGGCGCGGCUGGGACGCGGAGCGGGACCGGCAUGAGCAUGAGCGGCGGCAGGCCCGAGGAGCGCGUCGAGGCGCGCAUGGCGAGGAGCUGGAGCGGGAGGGCGGGGCUCGCGGGCGGGAUGGAGGACUGGGCUGUCUGAUGCUUCAGGUCCCUGACGUCUCGCUAUCUUUAUCUAUCUAUCCACGCACCUAGCUAGCUAGCUACAUGCACCCUUCAUUCAUCCGUUUUCUUCUUCUUCUUCUGUGCUGAUUACCUGAUACAACUGACGACUUCGCCGCACAUGCUUGCUUGCAUGCAUGCAUACAUUCACAUCCCCACCCACCGUCGUUCUUACACAGUCUCCCCCUCCCGGCUUUAUCUCCGCUAUUUCCGAGUUGCAGCCAUAUUUAACUCUCCCGCCGUCGCUGAUCUAUACCCCCGCAUGAACUGUAACGACCUGUCACGACACGCUGGUAGUACAUAAGCCCGUCUGUCGCGCGUCCUCGCCGAUCCUU